Bufo bufo (common toad) is the source of this 1212-nucleotide messenger RNA. RefSeq names its product stimulator of interferon response cGAMP interactor 1 (gene STING1). Gene Ontology annotation, molecular function: 2',3'-cyclic GMP-AMP binding; cyclic-di-GMP binding. The transcript has 7 exons. NCBI's taxonomy places the organism in Eukaryota, Metazoa, Chordata, Amphibia, Anura, Bufonidae. Gene Ontology annotation, biological process: innate immune response; autophagosome assembly; positive regulation of type I interferon production. Gene Ontology annotation, cellular component: endoplasmic reticulum membrane; autophagosome. The coding region runs from base 75 to 1157 and encodes 360 amino acids. The record is from RefSeq and is a predicted model, not a curated record.
GCCUGAGAGAGCCACUCCCAGUGAGUUCACAUCUUAUUCUCAUCUGCAAGUGCUUGUUAGCAGAAGGAUUAGAGAUGGCACACACAGUAAUGAAUAACUCUGAAAGAAGCUCCAUUAUUCCACAACCAAGAGGAAAUCGUGCUGUUAAAGCUGCCUAUUUCUUUAUUCUCGUAUGUGCUCUACUUCUCUACCUACUUGGAAUUGGAAAUUUCAAAAGGAGUCAAAUUGCCUUUGCGAUAGCAUUUCAUUGUGUAAUUGCACAAAGUUGGCACUUUAUGGUCAGCCUAUGUGAGUUUACUGAAGAACUUGCUCAUGUUCACAGCAGGUAUAAUGGAGAAUACCUAAAGGCGUUACAAGCAAGUGUCAGUGCCAGGAGUACAUCUCUGAUGAUCUUAAAUGUCAUGUGCUGCUACAUUCUUUAUACAGAAGAUCCGUUACCAGGAAUGAUUCAUGUGGUGUUGCUGUUUCUCUGCAAUUUGCUAUGCAGAUGUUUUGGACUUCAGGAACCAACACAGGCAGUGAUAUCUGAAAUAACUGAGAAGAAACAGUUAAAUGUGGCUCAUGGGCUUGCAUGGUCUUAUUAUGUUGGAUAUUUAAAGUUAGUCCUGCCAGCUCUUAAAGAUAAGGUAGAAAAAUUCAAUGAAGAGAACAAUAACUUACUGAGGUCUCCAGAAACUAUGAAGCUAUAUAUUCUGAUGCCUUUAAGCUGCAAGAUAUAUAAUGACUUAAAAACGGAAGAUGAAAACAUAACAUUUAUUAAAGAGAUUCCUCCACUCCUCAUGGAUCGAGCUGGCAUCAAACAAAGAGUAUUUAAAAACAAUGUGUAUCGCAUUCUGGAUGAAGAUCAUCGGCCCUACUACUGUAUAGCGGAGUAUGCUACACCUCUUGCGUCUUUGUAUGAAAUGUCAAAUAUAACCAGUGCUGGCUUUAGCAAACAGGAUCGCACAGAGCAAGCUAAACUGCUCUACCGUACCUUGAAUGACAUCCUGGAAAGUUCACCAGAAUGCCAGAAUACUUUUCGACUAGUGAUAUAUGACGAUUGUCCAAGGAUUGAAGACCAUCAAGAGCAUCCCCUUUCCCAAAUAAUACUGAAACAUAUAAAGCAACAACAUUCUGAGGAAUAUGAUCUUGAAUUCAGAACUUUAAGGAGUGAAUAAAUGCUGUAUCUGUUUAGCUUUUGUUUCCAGAAAAUAAAAUUCAGUUCCUUAACAA